AUGACUUCAGCGGUUGCAUCGAACGAGACGAAUAGCAACAAAGGAAACGCAGAAACAGAUGAAACUGCAGAAAAGGGGAGCACUUCAAAAGAAGACGGCAAACGAGAAGAAUCGAAAGGUAUCGAGUUGACGUUCGGUCCGAUGCCGUCAGCAGAUGAAUGCCAGGUGAGCGAUGAGGUGUUGCUGAUGCAACCGUCGAAUACAAAAGCGAUCGGCAAAGAGAGCGGUGGGGAUGCGGAUGAUGAGGACGUUCCCCCGUGGAGGUACGGUCCUGCACGAAUAUGGUAUGAUCGAAUGAAUCUUCCAGCGAAUCCGACGCAUUUCGAUUACGGUUUUAAAGUUAAGCGUGAAACGAAGGCGCAUUCGAAGAGUGCUAUAAAGGAGGAGAAAACAGACGAUGAGAAAGAGAAAGGACUGGCCGCAGCGGAUCCGUUUCCCCCGGAGACAUUUCUACCGGUGAAUUUACUGCGUUGGGAGGAUGAUAUAAUAAUUGAUGGUGAACAAGUUCGUUCACAGGUGCUGAAACGAUUAGCAAGUGGUAAAUUACCGGAGUACGGAUGGGUGCCAACACAGCAAACACGAAACUAUGAAUCAUUCUUGGCUGCAUUAAAGAGUAACGCAUUCGAGCAAAUGUUUGCUAAGCCAGGCACAGUUGUACCCACUCGAGCGAUGGCUGACUUAGAUUUUCCGAAGGAGCCAACUAUGGCGCAUUCGAUAUUCCCAAUGGACAAUUAUGAUCUAAUCAAUACCAGAUGGGAGGACGAUAUUAUUUGGGAUUCGGAGAACAUGACACAUAUUCCAGAGCCGCACAUUCUAACGUUGGACUAUCAUGACGAUCCGAAGAUCUUCGGCAUGCCCGAAGACAAGGCACCAGAAGAGAAACCGCUAGAUGCUGACGGCACACCUGCACCGAAGCCAUUCGAUCGAAAAGAGCAUCAGUUCACAAAGAAGUCGAAAAUGAUAUUGGGUCAAGUGCAGCAACGUCAGAAGCAAGAAGAGGACGAGCAGAUGGAAAGCUCAAUGGCGCAAUUGACCGAUAAGGAUCCGUUCAAUUUGAGUAACGAUGAAUACUAUUUGCCAAAAAAUACCGGAAGAAGUGUGAGCAACAUCUCAAGUGGUUCACUAAUCCAGCACUCAAUACCAGCGCAGAAUAUACAUCGUACCUUCUUCCCUACUCAUUUGAAUCCGUUCAAAUUGCGACAUUAUCAUCGUUUACCACUGCCAAAACGAAUACUGCGCACGAUUGGCACGAAAUACGUACCCAUCAAAACGCUCACUAAACUUAUCAAGGAGAAAGAAGAGGUGAGUGACAUUAUGACAGCUUUUAUUGAGAAUGUGUGUACUGCGAAAGUUGUUCGUGUCAUUCAUUCCCUUCAGCUAAUGUUCACUUGA
Anisakis simplex (herring worm) is the source of this 1392-nucleotide messenger RNA. The record is from the annotation of a GenBank genome assembly. Lineage: Eukaryota; Metazoa; Nematoda; Chromadorea; Rhabditida; Anisakidae.